This is a messenger RNA of Durusdinium trenchii, 1530 nucleotides long. The record is from the annotation of a GenBank genome assembly. Lineage: Eukaryota; Dinophyceae; Suessiales; Symbiodiniaceae.
GGGAAUUUUCGUCAGGCGAUUGGAGGGGUUUCACACAUUUGUGGUUGCUUGUAGACGGCUCAAAUCAAGCUGGACAGUAAUCAGUCCCGUGCCGCACCGGCUGCUACACCAUUCUCGAUGUGGAUGCCCAGACCAAGUGGUGCAGAGCAGUGCUUUUCUCGGAUGCAGGUCAUUCAUUGGGUUCCCAAGACCUCGACUUCGCAUGUUUCUCCAACGCCGCCACAGAUCCUUCUGGGUCCUGUCCCCGAGACCUUGCAGAUAGAGAUGUCUACAGUGUUGGCAGUGCCGUCAGCACAAGACGUUCAAAGGUUCGUUUUGGGUUCCCAAGACCUCAGAUUCGCAUGUUUCUCCAACGUGGCCGCUGCAGCUCCACACAGAGAUGCAGAUGGAGAUGCCAGCAGAAUCAGUGAUGCUCAAGGAUCCAACGUGGCCGCUCCGGUCGAAGGUACUCGCUGCAAGCUCACCUGCAGUAGUUGGGCCACAUCUAAGUGCGAAGCCCCUGCAGCACCAGCAUCUCGAAUGCGCUGGAAAGAUGCCCGUGGCCUUCGUCGCAAGCGUGCGCUGGAGAGAUCCAGAGGGGUGCAACAUGAGCACGGUCAUGUUAGACAUGAUGAAGCGACAGAAGGAACCGAGAGAUGUUCAUGCAACUUCACCAUCGAUGAACUUCGAGUCGAACUUCGUCGAAACAGGGCAAGUGGCAUGCAGCGUUUGCGUGGACAGGUGUGGCGCCUGUCACGCGAUGCAGCUGGCUGUCGACUGGUGCAAGAAGCGCUUGAAUCAGGCGGUCGAGAAGCUGUAGAGUUAGCGCAUGAGCUGCAGGGUCAUGUCCUAGAAGCGGUGAUGUGUCCACAUGCAAACUACGUGGUGCAAAAAGUAGUGUCACAUUUGUCGGUGGCUGCCAGCAGCUUCGUUGUCAGAGAGCUCCAAGGAAAUGGAGUGCGUGUAGCUAAGCAUCGCUUUGCUUGUCGCAUUUUCUGUCGUCUUUUGGAAUUCGGCACCAGUGCAACUUCACAACUGGUUGACGAACUACUAGAGACUGGAGAGAACCUUUGCACGCAUAGCUUUGCGCACCAUGUGAUUCAAUCCAUUUUGGAGCAUGGCGAGGAAAGGCACAAGCAUCUCAUUGCCAAGAUGUUGACUUCGGAGCUCUGGACACAUGCGACCCACAAGAACUCCAGCUACCUCAUAGAGAAAGGGCUUGACUACUUUCGCGCGGAGGAUCAGGAUGUCCUGGUGACCACACUGGGGAAGCCUGAGGCUCUGCUGGACUUGGCUAUGCACAAGUAUGGGAGCUUCGUUGCACGAUCCUUGCUGCAGGAUAGCCGAGUCAACGUGAAAGCAGCACUACGCCAUCUUCAAGAUCACCAAGUAGAUCUGAAAUCCACCAAACACGGGUCACUUGGAGUCUUAGAGGCGAAAGCUUUGGCCAAAGCAACACAACAUUUUUUCAGUGGUUUCAGAGUAGAUGAUAUAUAUAUAUAUAUUUACCAGGCUACCGCCUGCAGCCGCCGACCCCAAGAGAAAAUGUAG